UUUCAGCUCAUCGCCAAUCCACCACAGUUCUUCUUUGGGGUAGCAAGAAAUUUCGCAGUCAUACACGUGGGCUCUCCUACUCCUGGUGAGCCAAAGCGAAUGAACUGUGUAACACAUGCUUUUGUACGAAUAGCCAAUCACUCAAAAUACAAUGUGUAUGGAGUUGAGCGAAGUUGGGAAGGUCUUGCUGAGGGACGGUUCAAGGAGCUUAACUGGGGGAACGUCACUGGAUGGAUGUGCCGUGGAGGUUCUGAACUCGGUUCGAAAAAACAACUACCCACGGAUCUGGAAAAACUUGCCACUGUGCUGGGAGAGCAGAAUAUCGAAGGAUUGCUAAUUGUGGGAGGAUUCGAGGCUUUCCAAUCUGCCCUGGUUCUGAAUGAAGCCCGUAACAAUUAUAAAGCGUUCAACAUUCCAAUUGUUGUGUUACCUUGCUCUAUUGACAACAAUGUACCUGGAGUAAGUUAUGACUUACCCUUAAAAAGCUGA
Messenger RNA from Cooperia oncophora, 489 nucleotides. The record is from the annotation of a GenBank genome assembly. NCBI's taxonomy places the organism in Eukaryota, Metazoa, Nematoda, Chromadorea, Rhabditida, Trichostrongylidae.